Nelumbo nucifera (sacred lotus) is the source of this 1853-nucleotide messenger RNA. RefSeq names its product Mitochondrial import inner membrane translocase subunit Tim17/Tim22/Tim23 family protein. Gene Ontology annotation, cellular component: mitochondrion. The record is from RefSeq and is a predicted model, not a curated record. Gene Ontology annotation, biological process: mitochondrial respiratory chain complex I assembly. NCBI's taxonomy places the organism in Eukaryota, Viridiplantae, Streptophyta, Magnoliopsida, Proteales, Nelumbonaceae.
CUAGCCCAUACGAAUUGAUCAGGAAUUGGAACGACGGGUGGAUAUAAGCGCAUCCAAUAUGGAUUAGACCCGCCACAAAAGCUAUUGAGGGCAAUUUCUCCAUUGAAAAUUACGAACCCUAAGAGCUCUCCCCACUAUAAAUUUCUCCAAGGAGCUGUGCGCGUUUUCUGUUUUGCGGAAGGCGCAGAGCGAGGGCCGAGGGGCUGGGCUUGAAUUGCCAAUUACACAUUCCACCAAAUGGCGAGGAUCAUGGUUCAUGAACUCCGAACCAAGUCGAAGGCUGAGCUUUUGAACCCAAUGCAUUUCCCCACAAAUAAAGCAAGAACAUGGGGAUUCAGUAGUAUUGGGCUUGUAUUGAUGCUGAGUACCUUGUUCCCCUUGUGGUUUCUUCCCAUGGUCUUUUCUUGCCGGCUUGUUGAAGUUGGAGUUGUGUACGGAGGGCGUGAUUGGUUUGCUCCCCACUCAAAUUUGAGGCACGUGGGCUAAUUAGCUUGGGGGCUUCUUCGUUUGAUAAGCUCGUCUCAGUGAGUUGCUAUGCCAUUACCAUUGCCGUUGCAAGGUCUUGCACGUUGCUGCGUUGGAAGGGGAGUUUGCCAUUUUAAAAAGAGCGAAAGUGAACUCUUUGCUCGGAUCACAACGUGGAUUGGUUAAAGGUUUCAAUUAGAAAUCUUGAUUAGACACUUCUUUCUACAGGGCAUUUUCCAGCCAUGGAAACCACAGAGAAACCAGAAGAAACAGCACUGAUUGGAGCUCCAAAGAUGGCAGGUACAGUAAACUGGGGCACAGCCACUAUUAUUGGAGUAUUUGCUGGUAUGCUAUAUGGAGGCAGCAAGGAGGCAACUGCAUCUGUUAGCAAAGAUGCAGAGGUGAUGUUAAAGCUUGGGAGCACACCUGACAAGCGUGAGCAGUACCGGUUAAUGAGAGAUGCAAUGGAGAAAAGGUUCAUCCGAGUAACUCGUGGGUCAAUAGUUGGUGGGGUCCGCCUUGGAAUGUUUACUGCUGCUUUUUAUGGCUUACAGAAUCUGCUUGCUGAGAAACGAGGUGUACAUGAUGUUUUUAAUGUUGUUGGAGCUGGUUCAGCCACUGCUGCAGCAUUUGGCCUCAUCUUGCCAGGGUCCCUCCUUUGGCGUGCAAGGAAUGUGUUGAUGGGUUCAUUUUUGGGAGCAGCAUUUUGCUUCCCUCUUGGUUGGGUUCAUCUGAAGCUUGUGGAGAAAGCAAAUGAAGAGAACUUGGCUGCUUAUUCCACAUUGGAUGAAAAUGGAGAGGCAAAGAGUGGAGUCGGUGCUGCAAUCGAGAGGCUUGAAGGGAGCUUGAGUAAAUAAUAUGACAAUCUUAAGUGUUGAAGAUCAAACAUUAAUGCACUGUGGAAAGAAAAGCAAGCGUGGACAAGGAAGAAAGAGAAAACCGUUGAAACAAACUUGAUACAUCUUGUGUAUUUUUUUUUUUUAAUUUUUUCAACCAGAGUAGGGAAUUUCGUUCGAGUACAUACUACAUAGCCAUAAGAAAUUCAGGGACUAUCUACCACAUACGGGUUCUCGAGAUGGCACUCACAUGCUUGUUUAGCAAUACAAUGAGCCAAUUCAUUACAAUUAGAGAAAUAAAGGGAAUUACCGCAUUGGAGAUCCUUCUAAGAAUAAUCCUGCAGUCACCAAUGAUGGUUUUAAUUCGCUGAGAAGAGAGACGACUCCAACAGGGGUUUCUUGUGUUUCUAAGUUGGUAAUUGAAACCUGGUUCCCAUUUGAUGUAGGAACUAGGAACUUUUCUAAUUUCAAUUGUGCAAACAAAUCUUGUAGAUCUGUCGUUCUAUAUUUGUCAAAAUAAUAUUAUUACCUAACUGCAUAAUGUUCGUAACC